GAGGCUAAACAAGAAAUGUUAAUCAACUUCUUUCGAAUGACAUCGUUUUUCGCCACACGAAGGCCGGAGAGCAGCUGCUGUAACCCGCGGAACAUGGGCGACCCUGGUCUUAAUUAUAAUGUCGUAUUUCCUCAGCCAAGCGGUUCUGAGAAGCGCUGGAAGGGCACAGAGGAGCCGGUGGUGAUACUGCUAGGAUGGGCGGGGUGCCGCGAUAAGCAUCUAGCAAAGUACAGUUCCAUGUACAACGAUCAGGGUUGCAUCACAUUCCGGUACACGGCCCCCAUGCGCUCCGUAUUUAUCUCCGAGUCUUUUGGCUACAGGGAGCUGAACACCACAGCUCACAAGCUGCUGGAAUUGCUGUAUGAAUACGAGGUGGAAAACCACCCCAUUUUCUUCCACAUCUUUAGCAACGGCGGCUUCAUGCUGUACCGCUACAUCGCAGAGCUCCUUCGUGAUCACCAGCAGUUCCGCACCCUACGGAUGGUGGGCGUGGUGGUGGACAGCGCUCCCGGGAACCGCAAUUUAAGAGGGGGUCUGCGGGCAAUAAGGGCUUCAGUGGGCCCCUCUGCCAAUGUGGUGGUGCUCUACACCCUGCUGCUGCUGUUCUCCUGCAUGGUGUUCCUCAUCCGCUUCGUGCUUUACCCGGUGACCAAGUUCAUCCACAAGAGCCACUACGAUAGCAUGCUGGAGAGGCCGUCCUCCUGGCCCCAGCUGUACCUGUACUCCCGGGCAGACAGGGUGAUCCAGCACCGGGAUGUCGAGAGGAUGGUGAAGGCCGUUCGGGAGAAGGGGCUUCCAGUGGAGAGCUUCGACUUCCGCUCCCCUGACCAUGUGUCCCUUUUCCGGGACUUUCCCGAGGAAUAUGCCAACCGCUGCUUGGUGUUCCUGCACCGAUGCCUGGGAGACAUGGACAGUACCCUGCAGAAGCAGCACUCGCCUGUGCCGUCCUAAGUGGUCUCGUCCAUUAUCCUGCGUGUCAGCGUGCAGUGUUUGUGACCUGUGCCUUCCACUGAAGCACUAAUUGAGUGGUUAUCCAGCAGAUAUUCCAAAUCAUGUUUCAAUUUGGAAAACACAGUGCACUGACAUGUGACACUUUGGGGCAUAAAUGUGUAACAGACUGAAUUGUAGUUUAAUGCCGUCUGUUUUUAAUAACUGGCAUUUGAAACAUUACCCAUUUCAACAUUACCCAGAAGCACUGGUCUGCUUUGGCUUUCUGUACGUGUAUGUCUGAAACGCUUUGCAGAAAUGCUGCUUUGUGUUCAGGCCUCAAGAUGUCAAGUCUUUGCAUGUUGCCGCAAGCCAGCAGAGCUGAAAUGUAUUCAUUUGCCGCAUUGUUGUUUGCUAAAAUAAACGCAAUUUAAGGACCAUGAAA
Messenger RNA from Brienomyrus brachyistius, 1372 nucleotides. RefSeq names its product transmembrane protein 53 (gene tmem53). Bases 16 to 951 code for a protein of 311 amino acids. The record is from RefSeq and is a predicted model, not a curated record. NCBI's taxonomy places the organism in Eukaryota, Metazoa, Chordata, Actinopteri, Osteoglossiformes, Mormyridae. The transcript is spliced from 4 exons.